AUGAACAAUGUCUGCCGAGUAAACAGACCGAUGCAAUGCAACAUUUCUUCAUGUUGUUACUGGGCAGCGGGCACAUUUCCUUCAGCAAAAUCUUUAAGAUGCUGAACAGACUCCGAAGCAUCCGCCUCUGGUCCAGUACGCACAACGGCAGCAGCCGAGUGGACGCGUGGGGAGAAAAACACGUCCAUGACAUCAUCCGCCUCGUUGUGAUUCCCGUUCCCACCGGGUUCAUCUCGUAGAUGCGAUCGCAGGAUUCCCACACUAAUUCUCCCCGGCUCUUCCCGUAACGCUCCGAUGCUCGUGCCCGCGUCGGUUUCGACAUCGCCAUUGUGCGGUUAGCAGAGUUAUGAGGACGACCGAGAGAUGCUUCCGGUGUAACGUUAGAAGUGAUCUCUCCAUGAGCAAGAGCUCUCCGCUGUGUCGAUGCGAUCGAGGCUAUUGUUAGACGAGAUGAAACGGUGUCGGUUGGCGUGACACACCUGGAAUUAUCAAAGAUACAUCAAAGCGCGUAUUUGCACUGUUCCUCAUAUACAUCGUGCCUCGUUGUCCGCCGAACGCAAGUCAAAGAAGCCCUUAUAGUGUGUGUUAUUUCAUGGGGAUGUGUUCAAGGCAAGAGAGGAUUCAAAAAGACGUCGACAUCGUAAUUCAAAGGUGUAAGGCAGAGAAAGACAGCCUUUAUUCUGACUUUCGAUUCUCCGACUCCACCUUUACGUUCACCUAUUCAAAAGGACCUAAAAGGGUCUCCUACUCUGUUCACGUCUCUGAUGAUUAUCCAGAUAACACAUUUGUGUCCAACUCUGAAAAUGUUGAUGAAGUAUUAGUCACCAGGGAUCCAAUACCAGUAAUUUUCCACAGAAUUGCAACAGAAUUACGUAUAAAUAAUGAUACGCCCGGCUGUCCAUAUAUUAAACCAAAACCUCAAACUGACAAAAACCCGUGCCAUUAUGCUAUAGAGGAGGAUUCAGAGGGUGACAAUGAUUCUGAGGAGUUCUACUAUGUUGGGCAGGUAAAUUAUGAUGGAGAGCUUCACAAACACCCCCAGCUGGAGGCCGAUUUGGCAGCCGUGAGGGACUUAUAUGGCCAUCAUGCAGUAUCUCUCAGGGAAUAUGGUGCAAUUGAUGACGUGGACAUCGACCUACACAUAGAUGUCAGUUUCCUAGAUGAGGAGAUUGCACUUGCAUGGGAUGUGAUCAGGAGUGAACCCGUUAUUGUGCGGCUUCACUGCUCGCUUACACAGUAUCUCAAUGGACCAGUUCCCACUGUGGAUGUGUUUCAAGGGUAUUCAAAAGACAGAUUUGGACUGGGACAUCAACUGAAAAAGAUAAUGCAAACCUUUGUCACACAGCAAUGGAAGUGUCAGAGCAAAGAUAAAAUAAUCAGCCCACACAGCAAAAAGCAAAGCGAGAAGAAGGUGAAGUCUCCGCUGCACAUUUUUUCCAAUCUGCGCAGAUCCCCCAGCUACCCUCCUCCAGGCUGCGUGAAAAGCAAAAAGAAGCUCAAACCCGAGCAGGAUGGUGUGUCAAAAUCCCACCGUCUGUUGCGGCGAACGUGUUCCAGCACGGUGAAGCCAGAAAUGGACAGCUGCGUCAGCAAGUCCCACAAGCAGCUGAGCCACUCCAUCUCCAGCGACCCACGUAUGGAGCAACAUCAGCCCCUCAAACAGCCACACCGGCUGCUGCAGAGGCCCUGCUCGACUGCCGUGAAACCGGAGGACUGCCCCCCGCUGCGGCCUCACAAAUUGUCGCCACGGGCGAGUGCGCCGGAGCCUCGCAGCGAACACGCUGCGGGCAGCAACGAUGGCGGUGCUUUGAAGCCCAACCGGCUCCUGAGUCGCUCUUGCUCGGGCAGCGUUCAGACUGAAGAGCUGGACGGCUUGAAGCACCACCACCGUCUGCUCAGCAGGUCUUACUCCAGCAGCACCAAGAUAGGCAAAACAGACAUCUUUAAAGAGCCUGUCACAGAGAGCAGACGGCUCUCCCUUACCUCAGGGCUAAUCGGCAUCCUGGCCCCAUCACUCUCUUCCACACCUCAGCCAAACUUUGGAGCCAAAUCCAUUCCAGUCAGAGACAGAGGCUUCCUUGUGCAGACUAUAGAGUACGCAGAACAGCGUAUCCCUGUACUGAACGAGUUCUGUGUGGUCUGUGAUGAACCUCACGUGUUCCAAAAUGGACCAAUGCUCAGACCCACGGUGUGUGAGAGAGAGUUGUGUGUAUUCGCCUUCCAAACGCUAGGGGUCAUGAAUGAGGCUGCCGAUGAGAUUGCCACUGGUGCUCAGGUAGUAGACCUACUGGUCUCCAUGUGCCGAUCUGCACUGGAGUCUCCAAGGAAAGUUGUCAUUUUUGAGCCAUAUCCCUCUGUGGUGGAUCCUAAUGACUCACAAGCACUUGCCUUCAACCCCAGGAAAAAGGACUAUGAUCGAUUGAUGAGAGCUCUUGACAGUAUCGCAUCGAUCAGAGAAAUGACACAGGCUCCGUACUUGGAGAUAAAGAGGCAAAUGGACAAGCACGAUCCACUGGCUCAUCCACUGCUGCAGUGGGUGAUAUCCAGUAACAGGUCACACAUAGUGAAGCUUACUGUUACUAGACAACUGAAGUUCAUGCACACACCCCACCAAUUCCUCCUGCUCAGCAGUCCACCUGCCAAAGAAUCCAACUUUCGAGCUGCUAAAGGCCUCUUCGGGAGUACCUUUGCCUUCCAUGGAUCACACAUAGAAAACUGGCACUCCAUUCUGAGAAAUGGUUUGGUCGUGGCAUCAAACACAAGGCUUCAGCUCCACGGCGCUAUCUAUGGCAUUGGAAUCUAUCUCAGUCCAUUAUCAAGCAUAUCCUUUGGCUACUCAGGGAUGAAUAAAAAACAGCAGAAAGUUGCUUCAAAAGAUGAAACCGCUGCCAAUAAGUCCAGUAUUCAUUUGCAGUCACAGAAGAAAGGCCAGAACCCGCAGUUUCUGCAGAGUCGUAACCUGAAAUGCAUAGCCUUAUGUGAAGUUAUUACAUCUCCAGACCUGCACAAGCAUGGUGACAUCUGGGUAGUUCCAAACACAGAUCAUGUCUGCACACGUUUUUUCUUUGUUUAUGAGGACGGACAGGUAGGUGACACAAGUAUAAACACACAGGACCCUGGUAUUAACAAGGAGAUCCUUCGAGUCAUCGGCAAUCAAACAGCUACUGGAUAAGAGUUUAACACAAUACAGCUGCCUUGACCUCGUUCUCAAAGCUGGACAUUGAGAGCUGGAGGUCAACACCAUAUGUAUUUUUGGUCAACACAGAAAACAUGGAAUAAAGAACAUUAACAAUCACAAUCUCUGAAAGACACUAUUUAUACUAUUCCCCUGGGAUAUACUGUAUGUAUAUUUACACUGGCUAUUCAAACUCUUACCAUUUUGCUAAGUUUAUAAAACAAAAAGUACAUUUUAAAAGAGCAUGGUAUGUCUUUCAGUUCAACUGAUGGACUACUUAUUUUUUGUAAAGAAUGCAAAACAAUGGAAACACUUUGAAUAAUAUUUUGAGACUUUACUGGAGAAAAUACAAUAUUCCUGUGCGGAUAUGCGCCAUCUGACCUUGUUUACUAAGAGUUGUACUUGUUAAAGUACAUUAAUUUGUGUAAACAAAAGGUGUCUAUAUGCACUUUAUUUUUCUUAAUGUAUGAUAGCGGUUUCAAACUUCCAUGUAAUCCUAAAUGCCUUUCAGAGACAGAAGUAUCUAUUGUUUGACAGUGCUGAACACAAGCAAGAUCUUGAAGACAGUGUAUUUGGAGAUGAUGAAGUGUACAUCUGUGUAUGUCAAGCUACUUUAAAGUAGCCGUCAGUUUACAAUAUCUAAAGGUCUCCAUUAGUACCCAAUCAGUCACUUCAUCAACUAUAAUUCAGUAAAAUAUUCAAAGUAUUUUUCAUUGAGGAGUAAAUAUAUAACAAGACAUAAAAAGAGUAGGAAAAAAAUGGAAAAACACAACAAAAAACAACAAAAAAGACAAUAUAUUUGGCAGCAACAAGAAAAAAUCAGAUGCAUGCUGCUUUCCUUACCUUUUCAAACCAUUUGGUUUUCUUUGGUAUGAUUCUAGAAUUUUUGAUAAAGAAAAAAGUUGGCACCCAAUGGUAAGAUGUCUUUGAAUAUUUCAAUCCUUUUUGUACUGUGAUUUUAAGGCAGAAUAAGUGUUUGCUGCUUUGGUUGUUUAUACACUGUAAUGUAGUAACGGAAGGUUCAAAUGUGUAAGUAUUCUGUUUUUCAAUUCUUUAUAGUGAUGUUUAGACAUCUCUGUGGUUGAUUAUUUUACUUUCCAAAUAUAAAUUAAAUUGUUAAAUUCACUUAAUCUUUUCUUGAAAAGGAGUGAUAGUCACCUAAUAAUAUAGGUAUAAAGAAUUUGUAUAUACAGGUGGCAGAUGUGGUUGCAAAUUUUUAAUCUGUAUUUAGAAUGCCAUUUGAGAAAAUGCAACUUUUACAAGUGAAAAUGUAGCAACACAAAUGUUUUUCACUUAUUCGUGGGGAGAAUUAUGAUUUUUAUUAAACUACAGGCACAUUAAAAUGUGGUAUUUCUCAUUUUGUGUGCAGAAAAGCA
This is a messenger RNA of Triplophysa dalaica, 4551 nucleotides long. RefSeq names its product poly (ADP-ribose) polymerase family, member 8 (gene parp8). The transcript has 26 exons. Gene Ontology annotation, cellular component: nuclear envelope; endoplasmic reticulum tubular network; intracellular anatomical structure. Bases 593 to 3172 code for a protein of 859 amino acids. Gene Ontology annotation, molecular function: protein serine/threonine kinase activator activity; kinase binding; NAD+ poly-ADP-ribosyltransferase activity. The record is from RefSeq and is a predicted model, not a curated record. Gene Ontology annotation, biological process: endoplasmic reticulum unfolded protein response. Lineage: Eukaryota; Metazoa; Chordata; Actinopteri; Cypriniformes; Nemacheilidae.